AUGGCCGGUCCGAGUCGUCCUGUACAUGUACAAAUAGUCUCGCCCAGAGCCUUUUCGCUGGAUCCGCGUUACGAGCAAACUCGCACCCCUGCACAAGGCAUUCUCCGCCAAGGUCGUGUGUUUUCCAAAGAGCGGAGUGCAAGCUGCCUCUUGCGUCUCCCCGACGAGAUCUUGUGGGUCGUCACGGGCUUCGUCGCCGAGGAGUGUCACGGUCGCUAUUUGUCCCAGUUUGCUCUGACACACAGCGAAUGCAGACAGCUUGCGCGUCCGUACCAAUUUGCCAAUGUCUGGAUCACGCGCAGCGAGACCUCUUGGGGGUUCCUGCGUUACCUCAAGAACGAAGAGGCCGGUGUUGACACACCCUCCAUCGGCUGUCUCAUCCGCUCCUUGACUUUCACCAUUGACGCCGAUUUUGGAAGCUACUAUGCCGACUGGGACUAUUACAAGAAAAUUGAAGAGUGGACUGAGUAUUGGGGGCGGAUGGUGGACGACCUUGCAGAUGUUAUACGAAACAAGACACCCAUGCUCGACCAGAUUCAUUGGGUGGAUGCGGGUGAACUCGACUUGCGCGGGAAUCUAUUCGCCUCUGUGGUCGGGCAUGCGACUCGCUCGGGCCAUUUGAAAAGACUAUACUUGGAAGAUCACGAGAUCAGCUACUAUAAGGGUUCAGACGGUUCUGAUGAUUAUUACCGUCUCCAAAAGGCAUUCCCAAGUGCGCAAACGCUCCCGCUCAGAGACUUGGCCUUUGGCUUCGGCCGCCUCGACGAGUGCUGGCACCAUGAUUACGGCGUUGCAUCCAGGAUCGUGGAAACAUUUCUGCAAAGAUCCGCACAGACACUGGAGUCUUUUGCGCUCAAUGCACUCUUCGGCAGCGGUCCGGACACGAGGGCCGACUGUCAAAUGACCGGUUUCAGGAACGGGCCCAUUUCCUUCCACAAGCUGCGCAAGUUUUGGACAUACUCCAAACUCUAG
Molecule: messenger RNA, 972 nt
Organism: Emericellopsis cladophorae
Lineage: Eukaryota; Fungi; Ascomycota; Sordariomycetes; Hypocreales; Bionectriaceae
Exons: 1
Coding region: 1-972 (323 amino acids)
Source: RefSeq, a predicted model, not a curated record